Messenger RNA from Echinostoma caproni, 855 nucleotides. The record is from the annotation of a GenBank genome assembly. Lineage: Eukaryota; Metazoa; Platyhelminthes; Trematoda; Plagiorchiida; Echinostomatidae.
AUGUAUAAUCUUCAUCGUGUAGCUCCCACACUACUGUGCUCAAUACGAUGUUUGAGCAGCAAUCCUGCUCGUUACGUACUCUCUGAGCGUGUGGAUUCCUGCAUACAAAUAUUGACGCUAAACGACGAGAAGCGAGCAAACUGUUUAUCGUUCACUCUGAUUGGGGAAUUGCACAAUGCAUUGUUGGAUGUUCAACGGGAUCAGGACGUACGCGCAUUAAUAAUUCGUGGUGCUGGACGCUUCUUCUCUGCUGGUCACGAUUUGAAUGAGAUGGGCGAAGGUUCGACCGCUGAGUCGCGUUCUAAACUGUUCCAGACAUGUACAGAGAUGAUGCAACAACUCGCUCGUCUUCCUGUUCCCUCGAUAGCUGCUAUUCGAGGGCCAGCUUUCGCUGCUGGUUGCCAGUUAGUGGCCGCAUGCGACUUGGCUGUGGCUGGAGAGAUGGCCACGUUCUCGACCCCAGGAGUCAAACUGGGUCUGUUCUGCAGCACUCCAGGCGUCCCCCUGGUUCGUGCUAUUGGUGUGCGCGCCGCGAAAGAACUUCUAUUAACUGGUCGAACGAUUAAUGCUCAAAGAGCUUAUGAAUUAGGCUUGAUUCAUCGUCUGGUUCCGGAUGAUCAAGUUUUGGAAUCCGCUCUGGCUUUGGCGCGUGAGAUCACACAACACAGCAAACCUGUUGUGAGUAUGGGCAAACAAACACUGGACAAACAGGCUGCGUUGGAAUCGAUCGACGAGGCCUAUUCGGUGGCCGCACAAACCAUGCUGGACAAUUUGGAGCUGGAGGAUACAAAACGGGGCAUUCAAUCAUUUAUCCGGAAAAGGUCCAUGCCCAAAUGGACUCAUAAGUCCAAUUGA